CGCUGUAAAUUCCCACAGUCCUGAACGCAGCAGGGAUGACACCUCAACAUCCAUCCAACCUGCCGCUGCUAGCAGGUUGAUAGCUAACCGGAGAGAGUUCAGGGCGGCGCGGCUUCAUCAUGAGGACGUCCCUCCAUCGUUAACCGGCACCGAAGACUCCCACGGCUCCCCACCCAGCUGGACUCACCGCCCCACCGCGGAAAGCGAGAUGACGACCCGGUCGGAGAGAGAAAAAGCCCAGAAACUGAACGAGCAGCAUCAGGCUAUUCUUACCAAACUGCUGCGAGAAGAGGACAACAAGUACUGUGCAGACUGUGAGGCUAAAGGGCCUCGAUGGGCGUCAUGGAACCUCGGGGUGUUCAUGUGCAUCCGCUGCGCCGGCAUCCACCGCAACCUGGGCGUCCACAUCUCCAGGGUCAAAUCCGUCAACCUGGACCAGUGGACACCUGAGCAGAUCCAGAGCAUGGUGGACAUGGGGAACACCAGAGCCCGCCAGCUGUAUGAAGCCCACCUACCAGAGAGCUUCAGGAGGCCACAGACAGACCAAGCCGUGGAAGUUUUCAUCCGGGACAAAUACGAGAGGAAGAAGUACUACGACCAGGAGGCCUUGGCCGCAGCCUCAAAAGCUGAAGCGGCUGCUCCUUCCACCUCGCCGUCCUCCCAGGCUGACAAGACCAGAUCAGAGAAGGAGCGUGACAAGAAGAAAGAGGAGAAGAAGAAAGAAAAGGAUGCUGACAAAGUGGAAAGACACAGCAACUCUAAGUCGGAGUGCAGAUCCAGCCCCAAGAAAAGCACAGAACCGGCCGUGGACCUGUUGGGCCUCGACGCUCCAGAGGGAGAAGGAAAAGGUUCUGAUCAAACGGGUCCUGACGGGAAUGAGCUGGAUCUGUUCGGACCGAUGGUGUCCAACCCGCUUCCCCCCAACAACACAAAGCAUGAUCAGUCAGGCUCCAGUGCAGCUCCUCCUCAGGUGGAACCCUCCACUUCCUCUUCCUCCACCUCCUCUUCCUCCACUGCCACAAAGGUGGAGGAGAAGAAGCUUUUAUCUAAGGACUCCAUCCUGUCUCUGUAUGGCAGCAGCUCAGUGGGCAGUCAGCCGCAGAGCCAGCCGCAGCCGGCUGCUGCAGGACCAGGAUCAUACCUGGGCCAGCCUCAGAUGCAGUUCAACCCACCGGGUUUCCCUCCAGCGAUGGGAGGAAGCGUCCCAACCACGGCUGUGAUGGGCGGCGGUUCGCCGAUGUCCGGCGUGACGCUGCCGAACGGCGGCUACAUGGGAGGGAUGCCGGCCAGCCAAGGACAGAACCUCUACAACAUGCAGCAGCAGCAGCAGGGACAGUGGAACAUGAGCCAGCAAAUGUCCAGCAUGGGUUUGGGUGGCGGAGGACCGGCGGCCGCCGCGCCUGCGACCGGUUGGUCCGCUUCUCCAGCGCCAGCUUCGGGUCAAACCCUCAGCACUCAGCUGUGGAAGUAACCCGGACCGAGUCCAGAGGAUGCGGUGAAGUGGUGGGGCAACAGACUGAUUUACUCUCCUGUACGCACAACGUUGCUACUAAUAAUGAUUUAACAACUUAAAAAAGAAAAUUAAGAAAGAUCGGCAGCUGUGUGUUCCCCGUCUUUCCAAAUGUUCCUCCUCUGAUCCGUCUCCUUUUGUUGUUAUUGUCUGAAAAAAGACACAACAGAGCAACAAGCAGGAAGCUGCUAACGCUAACGUAAGCCUUUAUCAUUACAGAAACGUAGAGUUAGUGAAUCGUGGUUCAGUACCUACAGUAGAUAUGGAUAUCUUGUUGUUGGUCUAUGCUUCCCGCCUCGCCCUUUCCUCUGUAACGUACAUUGAACUCUCUCCUCUCUCUCCUGACUCCCUCUGUUGAGCCAACAGAAGCACACAGCAGAUACUUGUCUGAGCAGUACUGCAUUUCUAUGAAAAAUGAUAAGAAACUCCUGCAUUUUCAAAGAAGAGGGGAAAAAGUCUCAGCUUGAUGGGCUUUUCUGUGAGGUUCUGCUGCAGGUUUAUACUUUAAAUGUCAUUUUCCACAUAUAGUCACAGAUUUUAACCAUUUCCACUGUAAAAUAAUUAAAAUAAAGCAUUCAAGUGAAGCAGCAUUACAA
Molecule: messenger RNA, 2106 nt
Organism: Poecilia reticulata (guppy)
Lineage: Eukaryota; Metazoa; Chordata; Actinopteri; Cyprinodontiformes; Poeciliidae
Product: stromal membrane-associated protein 1
Biological process (GO): regulation of clathrin-dependent endocytosis
Cellular component (GO): cytoplasm
Molecular function (GO): GTPase activator activity; metal ion binding
Source: RefSeq, a predicted model, not a curated record